CCCCUGCACGCCCACAACACUCACAUGCUCUCUACACGCCUCUUCCAACCCCUUAAUCCUCCCCAACCCACGCUAAUCUUGACGAAACACCGCAGCUUUGAGCUCAUGUAACAGAAUUCGCUGAUGUAAACAGUGUCAUUGGCCCAGCGUGCAAGAAUGCACUCGGCCAAUGCACAAGUCGUUUCAUCUGCAGCACGCGUCACUGAGCAACAUCAUCAUUCUCUUAUCACACAUUUCUCUCUGAAUGACAUGACUCCAAAGGCACAAUGAUGAAUAAUAUACCUCGUGAGACAUUACAGUGAACACAUUAACUCUGCACCCGGCUCCAAGUUUUGUUUGAGACGAGUGAUGGUGCGGCUCCUCCGGUAUGCGCGGUCACUGGAUUAUCACCGCGGGUUUUGUGUGAAUGUUUAUGUCAUCUGCGUAGUGCUUUCUUCUCAGGCUGUGGUGGUGAAGCAGAAUUAUGAAGACCGGAGAACUGCCAGGAUAAUCAAAGUGCAUCAUGUUAAAGUAACUUGUGUGCUAAAUUAACGUUCCCUCCAUCUAAUGGGAAAGAGAAACGCUUUUGUCUAGUGAUAGUGAGGUUAGAAUGUGAUCAACUUUGUUGCUCUUCUCGCUGUUUGUAAGGGAGGGUACGGCACGAUGGGGAGCAGUUCGCAGUACUGUCUCCGCUGGAACAACCACCGCAAUAACCUGCUGGCCGCCUUCGACCAGCUGUUGCAUGUUGAGGCCUUCACCGACGUCACCCUGGCUUGCGAGGAGGGCGUCACACUUCAUGCCCACCGGCUCGUCCUCGCCGCAUGCUCCUCAUACUUCCAGGCGCUCUUCGUUAACGCCCGCACUGCCCACCACCCCAUCGUGGUGCUUAAGGACGUGCGAGCGUGUGACAUGCGGGCAUUGCUCGAAUAUAUGUACAGAGGCGAAGUCAACGUCGAGCAUGACCACCUUCAAAGUCUCUUGAGAGUCGCUGAAAGCCUUAAAGUCAAAGGUUUGGUGGAGGAAUUGGGCAACGAAACAACCGGCCGCCACCCACCCUCCCCGCACGAAGCCGCCCGAACGCCCACCACUCCAGUAGACACCCGCCUUCACCCAGACCUCCACCGUUCUCGAGAGCCACCCAGUUCCACUGCGCCGCCUUCUUCAGCCUCCGCCCUCGACAAAGUCUGUCUCUCUUCCCCCACACCCCCACUCUACCCUCUACCCCCACCAGGUCUGCCUCCACACCGCGCACAACAUCGACAAGACCACCGCCCAGACCUCAGAGACCACCGCCCAGACCACAGGGACCACAGAGAACUCAGAGACGUUCGAGAACUAGAUCUUCGCGAAAGCAGAGACCUCCGCGAAAUAAGGGAACAAAUACGCGACCAUUUGCGAGACCACCGGGAGAGCCACGAGGCCAGAGAUACCCACACUCCGGGGAGUCUGGACUCCGAGCCUCGCCAACCCCUCUCUUUAGUGUCUCAUCUGCCUCCGCCAUGCCCAGACUCUCCACCACACAAACGCAAGCGGCCGCCCAUGAUGGGCGACCCCAUGCUCUCACCGACGCCCAUUCUACGCACUGCACUGGGACACACCCAUGGGUUCCCUGGACCUGAUAUGAGCUCGCUGGUGUCUUUGGCCUCCUCUAUGAUGCCCCUACCAGGCCUCCUUAGCUCACAUGUGCCUCACCUCCUGCCCCAUGACCAUCGCGAUCACAUCGAGACUCAGUAUGGUGUAAGUACAAAGAAGGAACUCCACGAUGAUGAGUCGCGAAGCUUCUCCGACAUAUCCCGAGAGGACGAGCAAGACAAGAUCAAGCUAGAGUCGCUUGCCAAUGGGCCUCUGCUGCCUGAGUUCAACCCAUACCACUUAGAUCCAAAUGGUUCUUCACACUACAGCAACUUCGUCAGUUAUGUUCCAACCCCGAAGCCUGAGUGGAAGAGAUACAAGCAAUACACAAAAGCUGAUCUCAUGGAUGCAAUUGAGGCUGUAAAAAAUGGCAUGACAGCUUUACAAGCUUCUCGCAAGUACAAGGUCCCCUCUCGAACACUUUAUGAUAAAAUUAAGAAGAUGGGCAUCAGCACUUUACCUCGCCGUCUACCAAGCAAGAAACCUUCCCCAUCUAAUACUGACCUUGAUGGAGGAGCUUCUGAUCCCCAUGUCCCACAGGAAACAACAGAGACAUCCUCACAGGACAGAGAUUCUCAUCAAGACCAUGAAAAGCGGCUAAGUAAAAGUCUCCCAAGUGAUGAAGAUGAUCACUCAACAUCUGGAGCUCAUAUAGUAGACGACGAAGAUGAAUCUUUAGUUUCAACACCGGCUGUAGGAUCUUUCUCCCUUGUUGGUCGCAAGAUGUAUGAAAAUGGAAAUGGAGGAGAACCUUCAGCGACGCCCCUUGACCUGACAGAUACGGACUCUCUGUUACUGAAGAGACCAGAAAUAGAGGAACGUGCUUAAUGAAGUUAAAUAGCAUAAAACUUCAUAUCAGGUCCAAGUGACCUGACUUAAGUCAGGUCAACAUACUCUGGUGGAUUUCACCCUUAUGGACUGUGUCACAGUUUAGUUGGCCAAGUUCUCAAGGUUGAACCACUGUCUGUACUCAGGUUAUCUGGAGUCGUCUCAGCAACCAGUCAAAGUCUUGGCAAUGGGUCCAACAUUAGAAUGGCCCUGGGAAAGAGGCAGACCUCCUGCUAGGGUUGUGAUCUCCCAGCUCCACAGUUGAAGGUGGUUUCCAAUGUAGGGUAUUAUUUAUUAAUUUUACUAUUAUAAAAGCAUUUCUGAUAUCAGGAAAGACUGCUUUUUGGUAGCCAUCACAAUUUGGAAACAAUUUAGUUCCUUUCAUUCCAAAUAUGCCUACUUGUGUAUUAUGACUGUACCAAUAGUUCUGAGCCACAUACAGGUUCAUCAGCAGUGGACAUGCUCUAUAGGCUCGACUUUGCUCAGGGUAUUCCUGCCUUUGCUUUGAACAGCUUAUGUUGUGGUAUAGGUUGUGAACAAAAUACAAAAUGCAUUUUGUAAGCAACAUACUGCAGUGUGAAUGCCCAAAAUACUCGAUCCAUCUUUUUGAAAGAAAAUCCCACUAAAUAUGAUUAAAUGUGCUAAAUAAUUUAUUAUGAAAAGUUGUCUACCUACAAAACAAAUUAUAAGUGCACAACAAAAAAUCUAUUUAGCGAGUCUGAGCAGGAGUAUCUACAUAUUACUGUGCCUGUGAGUAACUUCUGCUGAAUGAUUAGCAGUAUAACUUUAGGUGCAUAAAGGUGGCAGUUCAGCAGGAGCUUAGGGAAAUGUGCAUUGAUUUGAUAAUCAACUACUGUACGUUUGUUAGAUAUCAAAUUGUAAUUUCAAAUAUUAGCUGAUUUUAUUUAUUACUACUAAACAUGCACAUUGUUUUAAUUCUAAUGUAAAUAAAAUAAGAUACAAGUUUAUUGUCGAAUACAUACCUGUUUCUUGCCACUUGAAGUUCCCUUUUCAUUACAUGGUAAUCAAAAUUGCCCUAGUGUAUAUUAAAUUUUCCACAAACUUGUAAAUGUAUCCGUAGUUAUAAGAUUGCAAUUUUUGCUCUUGAUGUAUACUGAAAUACCUCACCUAAACCAAGGACAAUUGUAUACGACCCACAUUUUUAAAAUUAAUUACGCUAGAAAAGUAUACGACCAGAAUUAUAUAUCUAUAUAUGUUCUUAAUUAGCUACUGUCUUAAUGAAUGCCUAGUUUUAGUGUGAAACAGUUAUGUGAGUUAAAUUUUUUGUUAUAUUUUAGUGUAUAUGAUAUUAUUAUAAGUACUGUAUAUAAAUUAUGCGAGUAUACGAGUGGUAAGAAACUGCUAUGCCUUUUUCACCACAAAGACUUGAAUAGUUGUUAAAAAGCUUCAUUCUGACAUGACAUGGAUCAGUCUACAAGAAUGCACUAAAUUUAUUCAGAAAUUAAUGAUCUGUGUGAAUCAUUAAACAGAAAUUGUAAAUGAUGUGAAAACUGAGAGGUUUCUGUGAUCGUAGCAAGCAGUGUGAUGCUAAGAGCUUAGCAGCCAUGGUCCAAGACAGUCAUGUGCAUGUCUUCCCUUUUCCUUUGGGGCUUAACAGAGGAAGUAAAAGAAGAUGAAGGAAGUGUAUGGCAUGAUUACAAAAGAUUGAAAAUGACAAGUGUUGAUAACUAUCAGCUGAAAUCUGUUGAGGUUAAAUAAAAAUUGUGUUCAUAAAGCA
Procambarus clarkii (red swamp crayfish) is the source of this 4177-nucleotide messenger RNA. RefSeq lists its product as uncharacterized. Gene Ontology annotation, cellular component: nucleus. Gene Ontology annotation, biological process: regulation of transcription by RNA polymerase II. Gene Ontology annotation, molecular function: protein binding; DNA binding. The record is from RefSeq and is a predicted model, not a curated record. Lineage: Eukaryota; Metazoa; Arthropoda; Malacostraca; Decapoda; Cambaridae.